Meloidogyne enterolobii is the source of this 1136-nucleotide messenger RNA. The record is from the annotation of a GenBank genome assembly. NCBI's taxonomy places the organism in Eukaryota, Metazoa, Nematoda, Chromadorea, Rhabditida, Meloidogynidae.
UGUACUUUUGGUUAAGUUGGAUAGUUUUCAGUUUUCAUUAUUUAUUGGGUGUGGGUUCGAAUCCGAUCGUUGGCCAUUAUUUUAUAUGUUAACCAAUGACUCACUCUGAAAUUCCGGAACUGAAAUGAAAUUAUUUUUUUAACAGAGGAAAUGGACUUCCACCAAUGGAAUGGACUCGUAGAGUUGCUUUAGAAAAGGAAAUGGCAUCAAGAGAUUCUUCUGUGUUUCGCUAUAUAAAAUUAAUUUUUGAUGAUUCUAGCAACUUUAUUAUUUAUCCAACUCCGUUGGGAAUUUCUGUUUAUAAUUUGGUCACAAAACAAUUGGUUAGACAAAUUGGGACGAGUGAAAAUUUGAGAUUUUUUGGCAUUGCAUUGUGUCGAGCAGUUCCAAGCGUUACGGAAAAAUUACAAGGCGCAGCAACAAGUGUGCGUGUUGAAGCAGCCGAAAAUCCAAAUUUGAGGAUAUCUGAACCCGAUCCAAUGCUUGUCGCCACCGCUUACAGAAAAAAUCGUUUUUAUUUAUUUACAAAUGUAGAGCCUUAUACUGAAGAAAUUGAUGGAUCUACAAGUUAUAACAGAGAUGUAUUUAAUGAAAAACCUUUGAAAGAAGAUAUGAUAACUGCUGUUGAAUAUGAAAAUGCUAUGCAACAAUCAAAAUUGAGCACACAAGCUGUUAUUUUCACUACAUAUGGAGAUAUUGUUGUAGAAUUGUAUCCAGACAAGGUACCCAAAACUGUUGAGAAUUUUUGUACGCAUGCGAGACGUGGUUAUUAUAAUGGACAUUCGUUUCAUCGAGUUAUUAAAAAUUUUAUGAUUCAGACUGGUGAUCCAACAGGAAAAGGCACAGGAGGAAAUUCAAUUUGGGGUGAUGAUUUUGAAGACGAAUUUCAUCCACAAUUGAGGCAUGACAGAGCUUUUCGUGUUUCAAUGGCAAAUGCUGGACCAAAUACUAAUGGCUCACAAUUUUUUAUAACAGUUUGUCCAGCUGAAUGGUUAGAUGGAAAAAAUACAAUUUUUGGACAAGUUUUGGAAGGGUUUAACGUUGUACAGAAAAUCAAUCAAGUUCCUGUUCAUGAAAAAAGUGGACGUCCACGAGAUGAAAUUUCUAUAAUUUCAAUUUCUUUAAAAAAUGCUUAA